Molecule: messenger RNA, 1977 nt
Organism: Odontomachus brunneus
Lineage: Eukaryota; Metazoa; Arthropoda; Insecta; Hymenoptera; Formicidae
Product: ATP-dependent DNA helicase Q1-like
Exons: 3
Coding region: 143-1942 (599 amino acids)
Biological process (GO): double-strand break repair via homologous recombination
Cellular component (GO): cytoplasm; chromosome
Molecular function (GO): four-way junction helicase activity; ATP binding; 3'-5' DNA helicase activity
Source: RefSeq, a predicted model, not a curated record
UGAUGCUACAAAGAAAACAAACAGUCGAAUCGAUCAAAGAACAGCUGAUUGUCAAAUACCCAGCGUUACCCGGCGUCGGCCGGCAUCACCAGCAUCACCUGACGCCACGCGUGUAAAGGUUAUAUUUAAACAGUUGAUCAAGAUGUCCGCCGGUGGCACAGAAGAUGUGAUUAUGUUAGACGAUGACGAAUAUCAAGUCACAGAGGAUGACGAAAUAGCUGCCAUCGACUACGAAUUACAGCAAAUCGAGGGUGAACUGCAGAAACUCGAAGAUCGCAAGAGGAUAUUGACCCAACGCAAGGAGAAAUUACGUGACAAUGCUCUCCUGAAGAAGAGUUUUUCCCUGUCCAAGAAGAACUGGAACAACGAAGACUUUGAAUGGUCCGCCAAGUUGAAGAAAACCUUGAAGGAUACUUUCAAGAUAGAAAAGUUGCGGGACCUGCAACUGCCAACUAUGAAUGCCAUUAUGUCCAAGGAAGACGUUAUACUAAUUAUGCCCACAGGAGGUGGCAAAAGUUUAUGUUACCAGUUGCCAGCUGUGAUCAGCAAGGGUAUGACGAUAGUGGUGUCGCCAUUGGUGUCUUUAAUGGAGGACCAGCUGCAUGGGCUACGCAGGAUCAACGUCAAAGCUACUAUGUUAUGUGCCAAGGCAGACAAAGAGAGCGUCAAGGCCACCAUGAAUGCCUUAGUGGAUAAAAAUGCCGAUCUCAAGCUGAUUUACGUGACACCUGAAUACAUGGCCAAGUCCAAUCGUUUCAUGAGCAAACUGCAGAAGGCCUACGAGUUACAGAAUCUGGCGCGCUUUGCCAUAGACGAGGUGCACUGUUGCAGUCAAUGGGGCCACGAUUUCCGGCCGGACUACAAGUUCCUGGGAGUGCUAAAGUCCAUGUUUCCUGGCAUCCCAAUUCUGGGCCUCACUGCUACAGCCCCAGCUAAGAUUAUUGUGGACGUACAGAAGAUGCUGGACAUCAGCGGCUGCCUGGUGCUGCGUGCUUCAUUCAACAGGCCGAAUUUGUUUUACGAAGUGCGCCGCAAACCGUCGGACAAGGAGACGUGCUUGGCAAUGAUCGAGAACCUGUUGAAGAACAGAUUCACCGGCAAGUCGGGUAUAAUCUAUACCACCACGAUCAAAGACGCUGAGCAACUGACCACGGACUUAAGGGGGAAGGGUAUCAAAGUCGGUUGCUACCAUGCGAUGCUCGAGGCUGAGUACAGGUCGGAGGUUUAUUCCAAGUGGAUAUCGGGCAAGUAUCAAGCUGUGGUGGCGACCAUCGCAUUCGGAUUGGGCAUCGACAAGCCGGACGUGCGGUUCGUGAUCCACCAUUGCGUCUCGAAGUCGAUGGAGAACUUCUACCAAGAAAGCGGCCGAGCUGGCAGGGACGGCAAGAAAUCGGUGUGCAUCGUACUUUACAGACUAGCGGACGUGUUCAAGCUCAGCACGAUGGUAUUCCAGGAUAAGGUCGGCCUGCAGAACCUGUACAAGGUGUUGACGUACUGCCUGGACCAGACGUCCUGCAGACGCAGUUUGAUCGCGACGCAUUUCGAGGAGACUUGGAACAAGAGCGAUUGCGUCGAGAUGUGCGAUCAUUGCAGGAAGCCGGCCGUCGCCAAGGCCACCGACAUCGCGCAGUAUUGCAGACAGUUGUACCAGAUCAUGACUAAAGCGGUGCAAAACGAAACGCGCUUGACCGCCCUCAAGCUCGUGGACGCUUGGUACGGCAAAGGCGCCACGACUUUGCGGGUCGCCAACGUACCUGUGCCGAAGUUCACGAGGGAAAGCGGAGAGGCUAUCGUGGGGCAUCUGUUGACGAACGGUUAUCUGCAGGAGGACUUUCACUUCUCAGCGUAUUCCACGAUAUCGUAUCUUAAACGUGGACCUAAGUCGGGGCUGGUCGGCAGCAACGACCACAAGAUACUCUUCGAUUACGACUUACAUUACUAAUCCUUUAGACGAUCGACUGUGAUAAUUGGCCGACU